Messenger RNA from Harpegnathos saltator (Jerdon's jumping ant), 1064 nucleotides. RefSeq names its product putative nuclease HARBI1. The transcript has 5 exons. NCBI's taxonomy places the organism in Eukaryota, Metazoa, Arthropoda, Insecta, Hymenoptera, Formicidae. The record is from RefSeq and is a predicted model, not a curated record. Bases 131 to 1021 code for a protein of 296 amino acids.
CAGCGCUCUUUUCCGCUGAAUAUUUUGCUGAGUGAGCACUCGAUGAUAGUGUACACUUAGUGCAAAAGUUCAAAAAGUGCAUGCAACACAAAUAGACCUACUACUCAACAUAAAACAGAACGUGACAAAUAUGAAUAAUAUUAAUAUAAUGUUUCAAAUUGCGGCUGAUGAUGGGCUGAAUAUGAAUAUUGUACGUAAUAUUGUCGAUAAUGUUAUCCAACCGUUGCCCGAAAAUAACUUAUACCCUAGACAACGUCGAGCUGCAAAAACGCGCAAUGUGGAAUAUUUUGAGUUAACAAUUCCGACAUAUACGGACGAUCAACUUAAAGAACACUUUCGAAUGACUCGAAGAACUUUUGAGGUAUUGCUGAACGUAGUUGGAAAUCAUAUGCAAAAUGAUCAACUGAAUGCCAAUCUCCCUCUGAAUAAGAAGUUAUUAUUUACUAUAUGGUUGUUAAAAUUAAUACCACAGUAUGUUCGGUGGUCAAAUGCUGUACAACGAGCUAUUUUAUCGCAAAUAUUCGCAGAACGUUCACAUGGCAUACGAAAUGUCGUGGGGGCAAUUGAUGGAUGCCAUAUACCAAUAAAGCAGCCACUUAGAAAUGCAAACGAUUAUUUCAACAGAAAACAAUUCCAUUCAAUAAUAUUACAAGGAGUUUGCGAUCAUUCUGCACGAUUUAUCGACGUGUUCAUUGGAAUGCCAGGAAGAAUGCACGACGCACGCGUAUUCAGAAAUAGUAGCUUGUUUCAAAAGUUGACGGAUAGAGAGAACCCACUUCUUACACACGAGCAUUUAAUUGGAGACAGCGCAUAUCCGUUAAUGUAUAAUUUAAUGACCCCAUUUCGAGAUAAUGGGCAUCUUCCUGCAGUUCACAUUCGCUAUAAUAUCAGAAUAAGUUCUAUUCGCUCGAUUAUAGAGCAAGCAUUUGGAUUACUUAAAGUAAAAUUUAGAUGUCUGAAAUAUUUAGACAUUUCCGAUGCAAACUUUGGAAACACAAUUAUAGCGUGUACAUACAUAUGAAUAUCUCUUAUUCAGAUGACUGAACAUCAAAAGAGAAUCAUUC